AUGGACCGCCUUAAGCAUAAGAGGACCGCCCGCCGAACGCAAAUUACGAAGUUGGUCAACGAGGUGGCGGAACUGCGAGGCAAUAACAGCGUUUCCAAGGCAGCACUCAACGGACUGCUCAACAGACUCGUCGCGAACGACAGUGAUCUACGGCAAAUCAACAAAGACGUAGAGCCACUGAUCAAAGAAGAAGACCUCGAAGAGGAGUACACGACGAUGAUCACCUAUGAAGAUCAGGCGCACAACGCCAUCGCUGAACUUCAAACUAGGAUUGCGGAGAUACAACUUGUCGAUCAGGUCACAGCAACAGCGACCCCUUCGCCAUCAGCACGACCGUCCGAGAGUGAGCGACCACACACUGGAGUCAAGCUCCCGAAACUUCAGCUGCAAUCAUUCGCCGGUGAGUUGACUCAGUGGCAGCCUUUUUGGGAACAAUAUGAAACAACUGUUCAUAAUAACCGGAACCUCACUAAGACGGAAAAGUUUCAAUAUUUGCGGUCGUUACUACGUGGGUCGGCUGCCUCUGCUGUCAUGGGUUUGCAAGCAUCAGAAUCGUGCUACGAUGACGCCAUCGAAAUCUUAAGACAACGUUUUGGGGACAGGUGCCGCAUUGAAAGAGAGCAUCUAGCAAAGCUGUGGAACCUGCCUGGUGUAAAAUCGGCGAACGACGUGCAUGGACUGCGAACAAUGUACGACCAUGUUCAGAAUAAUGUGCGUGGACUACGUGCUCUCGGCGUCUCUAGUGCAAGCUAUGCAUCAAUGAUGGUCGACAUAUUGUUGACAUCGUUGCCCUCAGAUAUGGUGGUGGAAUAUCACCGACUCGCUCGCUAUGGCACUGCUCUCAGCGAGCCUUCGGAAGAUGUCGAGGGCAACGCAGCUCAUGACGAACGUCAUUCGACGGGUAGUGGGUCAGAUUCAACGGCGAGCGGUGAGUUGACGAAGGUUCUCAAUUUUCUUCGUGUCGAGAUUGAGAGCCGAGAGCGCUCCCGCAUAAAAGACACCGCGCAUGGACAACGAGCAUCAAGGACAAAAGUAGGCGGUUUCGUCCCGACUGGUGCAGUACUACAGAACAGCGUUCAAGUGCUAUCGAAGCGCUUCUUUUGCAAUUCGGCUGACCACGGCGCGCCGCAGUGCAAAUGCGGCUUAUCAUUGGCUGAAAAACGGAAGAGGCUCUCGGAGGAUAUGCGCUGCUACCGAUGCACCAGGAAGGGCCACCGAUCAAAAGACUGUCGAGCAAAGAUUACCUGCAGUCACUGCCGAAAACGACAUGCAUCAUCAUUGUGCGAUCCAUACAAGCAGUCUCAAGGGAAUUCGACAGAAGAUGGCCAGAUUGCUACAACGAACAUGAGGACAACCAACAGUACGCCUGCGCGGCAAGACGCGAAUAUCUUGCUCCAAACAUUUCGAGCGUGGGCCACCUCCGACAGAACCACUGCCUACCUUCGGGGCAUCAUCGACGGAGGAAGCCAACGUACCUUCAUUCGUGAGGAUGUUGCCAAUAAGCUUCAAUUGAAGGUUAUGGGAGAAACAACUCUCCAGCUCAACACCUUCGCAAAUGAGAGCCCCAGCAGAUCUGCAACGACCGUAAAGAUUGUGAAGCUUGUGCUGCACAGCCAAUACUGCUCCGAAGCAUUCACCAUCGAGGCUUUAACCAUUCCAUUUAUUUGCAAGGACCUCACAGCGACACCAACAGACCACGAAUUUAUACAGUCAAUUCGUCGCGACAAAGGUUUCAUCGCAGAUGAGGUGUUGUGCCCGAACAUCCCCGGCGAAGUUGGAAUAAGCCUCCUGGUGGGCUGCGACCAAAUGUGGAAGCUGUUGACCGGCGGAGUGCACAGGUGCGAGCAAAACGAAAAGCUGGUGGCCAUCUCAACAGUGUUCGGCUGGACAUUCCAAGGGCCUACCACGCUCACCUGUGACUUUGCCAAACAGAACACGACGGCGGUGUGCGUGCUGAGAGUGGAAGCGACACAAAAUCAAGAACCUGACCUUCUGAAACGAUUUUGGGAAUUGGAGAGCAUUGGAAUAGCCGACGAAGAUAAGAGCAGUGCAGAGCAGAAUGAGCUCGGCCUGGGAGAAUUCGAACGAAAUCUAAACCUAAAGGAUGGUCGAUACGAAGUUGCACUCCCUUGGAAGGCAAGUACCACCGAUUUCCCAGACAACCUGGAAGUAGCAAAGUCCAGGUUGCAAGGUCUAGUGAGACGGCUGCAGCGAAAUCACAGUGUAAUGGAGUAUGAUGAAGCCAUACGAAGCUAUGUAGAAAAUGAUCACGCCGAGCGAGUGCUCGGCGACUCACCAGAUUCGAGCUGCACGUAUUACAUGCCACACAGAGCAGUGAUUCGCAAUGGAUCUACUUCUACCAGAAUACGUGUAGUUUUUGACGCCUCAUCACACAGUGCUGGUGCCACAUCACUGAACGAUCACCUAGAGAAGGGCCCAAAGCUGAACUCCGAACUGGUUGCGAUUUUACUGCGCUUCCGGAUGCACAAAAUUGCUAUUACAGCAGAUAUUAAGAAGGCAUUUUUGCAGAUUUGCAUCCGACCAUCAGACAGAGACGCUUUGCGCUUUCUUUGGUUCGCCACUCCACCGCUUCCGGGUGCUCCACUUCCACCAAUUGAGAUUUGGAGGAUGACCCGAGUGCCGUUCGGAACUACUGCAAGCCCGUUCCUACUCGGAGCAACACUACAACAUCACCUGAAAAGCACGAACGGGCCCGAUGAGGACGUCGCCAACUCACUGGCAAACGCGUUCUACGUAGACGACUUGCUAACUGGGGCUGACAAUGUGGAAGAAGCGAAGAGGUUGACUGAAAGGGCAGAAGCCAUACUGCAAAAGGCCGGUAUGAAGUUGGACAAAUGGUCAUCAAACUCUCUGGAACUCCAGAAGAUAUUCGAGCAGUCCAACAAUAUCAGCUGUAAUGCAGAGAGGCGGCUGGGUGAAACAGAGGACACUAAAGUACUUGGCGUCGUGUGGGACAAAACGCAUGACCACCUCAGAUUCUCCGGAGAACAUAUCCUGGACACCAUGAUUGCCGCAAAAUCUACGAAGCGAAGCGUGUUACAGACAUCCGCCAAAAUAUUUGACCCGCUCGGCAUCCUUUCGCCCUACACUAUCAGAGUGGAGAUUCUGUUUCAACGCCUAUGGGAGAGAGGACUCGAGUGGGACACUCUACUGCCGGAUGACAUUUGUGACGAUUGGUUUGCAUGGUGUGCCGAACUUCCGACGCUUCACCUGAUUUCACUGGAACGAUGCUUGGUGCCUCACGGAGAGAACGGUUACACGGCAGAACUUCAUAUUUUUACUGACGCCAGCCCGCAAGCAUACGGCGCAUGCGUCUUCUUGCGAGCAGUCGACGGGGAAGGACACGUUAAGGUGGGACUACUGUUCGCGAAAUCUCGUGUGGCACCCAUCAAGAAACUCACACUGCCACGCUUGGAACUAAUGGGAGCGGUGAUGGGGGUCCGAAUCGCGAAACUGGUGCGUGACUCGCUGACGGCUACUAUCAGUGAACCCACCUACUGGACGGACUCCACCAUUGCCCUCAGCUGGAUAAAGGGAAACUCCUCAAAAUGGAAGCCGUUCGUCAGGAACCGCGUGAGCGAAGUACAAAGUAGCAGUGACCCAUCAUGCUGGCGGCACUGCCCCGGUGUUUCUAACCCAGCCGACGCACUGACAAGAGGCCUUACCGUCACAGCACUGGCUGAGUCCCGAUUGUGGUUCCAUGGGCCGGAAUGGUUAUCACAAGCACCGCAGUUUUGGCCCCAAGCGGACACACCACCAACAGAGGCUGAUUUGCAUACGUUCCAAGAAGAGGGGGUCCCGAAAGACGUCGUCGUAACGCACGUAACAACGACGACACCCCCAUUAUUCGACUUGAAGAGAUACAGCACCUACCAACGCAUUUUGCGCGUCACAGCGUGGAUAAUGCGCUUUACAACAAACUGUCAACCGAAGAACCGUGCCAGCGGACCGCUUUCAUCAUUAGAGAUAGAGCAGGCGGAAAAAUAUUGGGUGAAACAAGCACAGUACCAAGCCUACCAAGAAGAAAUCAUCGCUCUCUCCCAAGGCGAGAAAUUACGCGAGUCAUCCAAAAUAGUCAGGCUACAGCCUUUCAUUGAUGACUUGGGUGUGCUACGUCUCACCGGAAGACUUCAGUACGCCGACGAUACCGAGGAGGUCAAGCACCCCAUUCUACUACCGAAAGAGCACCCAUUGACGAGACACAUCGCAGAAGGAGCCCAUCGCCGCACUUUGCACGGAGGGGUACAAGCGACUCUCACAGAUCUCCGCCAGAGGUGGUGGAUUACCCAGGCCAGACAACUCGUGAAGUCAAUCUUGCUGCGGUGUAGGGUAUGCGCCCGCUUCCGAGCAACCCGUGCUACAGCACCGACUGGACCCCUUCCGGCCGACCGAAUUAACCGAAGUCAUCCGUUUGACACCAAUGGGAUCGAUUUCGCCGGCCCUGUGUAUGCAAAGACCGGCGGCGCGCCCCAGAAGUCCUACAUUGCACUCUUCACAUGUGCGACAACGAGAGCCAUCCACCUCGAGUUGGUCUCUGACCUUACUUCGAAAUCCUUCAUCAUGGCAUUUCGACGCUUCAUCUCACGAAGGGGACCACCAUCUACGGUCUACACCGAUAAUGCCCUCACCUUUGAGAGAGCGGAACGGGACAUUAAGAAGCUGUGGGACGUUAUUAGAAGUGAUGACACCCAAAACUUUGCUUCCACGAGCCGCAUCCAUUGGAAGUAUAUUGUGGAACGAGCGGCUUGGUGGGGAGGUUGGUGGGAGAGGAUGGUUCGGACCGUGAAACAGUGCCUUCGGCGGGUCCUCGGGCGUCAGUGCCUUACUUUCGAACAAAUGACAACCCUCUUACACGAGGCCGAGGCAGCUGUUAAUUCCCGCCCACUAACCUUCCUUCCGUCAACGCCAGACGAACCGAUAGCCUUGACCCCGGCUCAUCUUCUAAUUGGGCGAACUCUGACAGCGCUACUUUCAGGGCCUGUCACGACGGGUCCCCCCUCGUCUGCGGUCAGCCUGAGGGAGCGAUGGAGACAUCUGCAGAGACUCGCCGAUCAUUUUUGGCGAAGGUGGAAGCGCGAGUAUCUAUUAGAGCUAAGAUCCGCGCAUACUGCUUCCUGUGAGGGGAGCCCAGUAGGGAUACAGAGGGAAGACAUCGCCCUCCUGCACGAGGAAAGAGUCCCCCGACAUUUAUGGAAGGUGGUGCGAGUCACGGAACUCUACAAAGGCCGUGACGGGAAAGUCCGCUCCUGCGCUGUCAAGCUGCCCUCCGGCCAUGUGACUCGCCGACCCGUCCAAUUACUCUUCCCGUUAGAAUGUGCCUAG
This is a messenger RNA of Ornithodoros turicata, 5343 nucleotides long. RefSeq lists its product as uncharacterized. Gene Ontology annotation, biological process: DNA integration. Gene Ontology annotation, molecular function: nucleic acid binding; zinc ion binding. Bases 1 to 5343 code for a protein of 1780 amino acids. The transcript has a single exon. NCBI's taxonomy places the organism in Eukaryota, Metazoa, Arthropoda, Arachnida, Ixodida, Argasidae. The record is from RefSeq and is a predicted model, not a curated record.